AAAUUUCAAAAGCCGCCAAAUUCCCAAAAGAAAAGUAGUGAAAAGAAGCGAAGAGUGUUGCCUGAAAUACUCUUGCAAUCGUUAUGUUAUCAAUUCUCGCUGAGGACUUCUGGAUGUACAUGUAAAAUAGAUCAGGACCUCAAUAUGAAGGGUUAAUUCAAAAGAUAAUAAGUUAAAGUUCCAAGAGCUGUUAUCAAAAUGCUUGAAUUAAGUUUGGUUUGAUAUGAGCUUAAAUGAAGAAGUGAGAAUUUCAUAUAGCGGACACUAACUUGUUUGGGAGUAACGCGUAGUUGUUGUUGUGUCAUCAUCGAUAUUGGCCUGAGGCGUAGUUGUUGUUAUUCUUGUGUUAUCAUCGAUAUAAAGUGGCCCUUGAUUCAGAUUAUAAAGGGGAGGGUUUGAAGGUGAAAGGUGAAAAAGCUGAGAGGAUAUCAAAGAAACGGAGAAAUAGAAGCAUGCAAUCAAAGAUUAACAGUUUCUUUAAGCCUUCUUCUUCAUCUCCUACGCCCAAGAGUGAAGAUCCAUCUCAAUGUUGCAGCGUUGAGUUCGAUUAUGGGAGGGUACAGCCAGAAAUUGUGGUCACAUACCAGCGAAGACCUCAAAAUUCAAUUGGUGAAACGAAUGGUGCAUCAACUGGUGAAACAUCCAUGGAAAUAGACUUGGAGAAUGUUGUGCCAAACCUGGAGGUGGCAAAGUCAGGGAAAGUUCUUAAUAAGAAGAGAAAGUACGCCCAAUUCUAUUUGGAACUGGGUCAGUCUGAUUUUUUAUUACAUGCUUGUACUGUCUGUGGCUUCAAGUAUGCUAAAGGUGAUGAAGGGGAUGAAAAGUUUCACAAGACGUUUCACAAGAAUUAUACGCAUGGUAUUCCAUUUAAGGGUUGGCGGUAUGAAAAAAUUCUUCGAAUUCCUUCACUGGAAAUUGGACGAAUUAUCCUGGUGCUGGACGAUGACCCUCCUCCUCAGAGAAACAAGGUACAGGAAGUUGUGAAGAUGAUGGAGAUGGAACUUGGAGAUGGGUGGAUAUAUCAUCAGCUAUGCAAGGUGUAUCUGUUUAUAUCUUCUCAAAGAAUAUCUGGAUGUCUGGUAGCAGAGCCCAUAAAGAAGGCGUAUAAGAUUCUCUCAAGACCAGAAGACAGCAGGUGUGAUGUUUCACCUGAGAAGGAAGCAAGACGGACUUCAACCACACUCCAAUUUGGGGGAGUGAGUUUCCAGAGGGAAAUGGUUAGAAGAAAUCAAUCAACCAAAAGCCGUGAAGAGCCCGAUGAAAGUGUCAGUGGAGUAGUCUUGUGUGAGAAGGAAGCUGUAUGUGCGUUAUGUGGCAUUAGAGCUAUUUGGGUUACUCCCUCCAACAGAAGAAAACAUAUAGCCAGCUAUUUGCUGGAUGCUGCUAGGGAAAGUUUUUGCAAGGAUUUAGUUCUUAAACGCUCAGAGUUAGCCUAUUCUCAGCCAACCUCAGUUGGAAGGGCCCUCAUCUCCAAUUACACAAGCAGUCACUCAUUCUUGGUUUAUACACCUUCUGAUGUGUAGUAAGGAUUUAAGAAAUAGCAUGUUAAUUUUUUUCAGCCAAGUAUAUUACAGUUAGUCUAGUAAUUUACUGGAUAAUCCAUCUAUGUUCAUGCGCGCAAAGCUAUUAAUUUAUUUGUAUUAACUGGAGCAAACAAAGCUAUUCUUACCCAGUAUAAUACAGGGUUAACAUAAGAAUCUUGCCAAGCUCU
Molecule: messenger RNA, 1711 nt
Organism: Lycium ferocissimum
Lineage: Eukaryota; Viridiplantae; Streptophyta; Magnoliopsida; Solanales; Solanaceae
Product: protein CHROMOSOME TRANSMISSION FIDELITY 7
Exons: 8
Coding region: 453-1523 (356 amino acids)
Biological process (GO): mitotic sister chromatid cohesion
Cellular component (GO): nucleus; chromatin
Molecular function (GO): protein-lysine-acetyltransferase activity
Source: RefSeq, a predicted model, not a curated record